UGCCUGAGAAAGUAGGGUUAGAUUUCUUAAUGUGGUAAUUUUGCCCUUUUGAGACUUAAGGAAGUAUUUAUAGGGCAUUUAUUCAGUAUACUAGCAUUUAAAUUUGAAUUAUUUUUCUGUGUAUAAAUAUAUAAUAAAAAAUUAUGCCAAGAUCCAAACGAGACAAGAAAGUGUACCUGACAAAAACUGGUAAAAAAGGACUUCAGCUGAAACAGAAAAUCAUUGAGGAUGUGAGAAACUGCGUUAAGAAAUUUGAAAGUGUAUACGUAUUUAAAUACCGUGAUAUUAGGAGUAACCAUAUAAAAGAUGUACGUGAACAAUGGAAGAAUAGCAGGCUGUACUUUGGAAAAAAUAAAGUUAUAACAGUAGGAUUGGGUAAAUCUAAAGAAGACGAAAUUGAGGAUAACAUACACAAGAUUUCCCACUUUAUUAAGGGAACCUGUUGUCUUCUAUUCACAGACUCUAAAAAAGACGAAGUGGUAGAUUGGUUUGAAAAUUUUCAUGUCCAAGAUUACCCUCGAUCGGGAUUCAAAGUGGAAACAACGAUAAAGUUAAACGAAGGGCCCCUAAAGGAGUUUUCUCAUUCAAUUGAACCAUACUUGAGACAGCUGGGAUUACCUACAAAAUUAGAUAGAGGGAUUGUUACAUUAAUAAAAGACUACGUAGUGUGUAAGGAAGGCGACGUUCUAACCCCGGAUCAAGCCAGUUUGUUGGAAUUACUAGGACACAAACUGGCAACGUUUAAGUUAGAAUUAAGGGCAAUGUGGACCAAACCAGGACACUUCGAGAAGUUUUCCGACAAGGAGGAAGAGGAAGAAGAAGGCGGUGAGGAGAUGGAAGAGGAUGACGUAGACUAGAAAUGUGAUGUUGACAAAAGAUAUAUUUUUUUUUCAUGUAGAUGUUAAUCGUUGUAUCGAAAUCCACAUAAAAGUUUUAUACAAA
Messenger RNA from Anoplophora glabripennis (Asian longhorned beetle), 942 nucleotides. RefSeq names its product mRNA turnover protein 4 homolog (gene RpLP0-like). The record is from RefSeq and is a predicted model, not a curated record. Gene Ontology annotation, molecular function: RNA binding. Lineage: Eukaryota; Metazoa; Arthropoda; Insecta; Coleoptera; Cerambycidae. Gene Ontology annotation, cellular component: preribosome, large subunit precursor; nucleolus. Gene Ontology annotation, biological process: nuclear-transcribed mRNA catabolic process; ribosomal large subunit assembly; rRNA processing. Bases 144 to 857 code for a protein of 237 amino acids. The transcript has 4 exons.